AUGAUGUUUUCUGCGCUGACCCCACCAUUUCCUGUCCCUGACCGUUCUAAGGCGCUGACCCCACCAUCUCCUGACACUGACCGUUCUAAGGCGCUGACUCCACCAUCUCCUGUCACUGACCGUUCUAAGGCGCUGACCCCACCAACUACUGUCACUGACCGUUUUAAGGCGGUGACCCCACCAACUCCUGACACUGGCCGUUCUAAGGCGGUGACCCCACCAACUCCUGUCACUGACCGUUCUAAGGCGCUGAUCCCUGACCGUUCUAAGGCGGUGACCCCACCAUCUCCUGUCACUGACCGUUCUAAAGCGCUGACCCCACCAACUCCUGUCACUGACCGUUCUAAGGCGCUGACCCCACCAUCUCCUGUCACUGACCGUUCUAAGGCGCUGACCCUACCAUCUCCUGUCACUGACCGUUCUAAGGCCUGA
Molecule: messenger RNA, 432 nt
Organism: Mya arenaria
Lineage: Eukaryota; Metazoa; Mollusca; Bivalvia; Myida; Myidae
Exons: 2
Coding region: 1-432 (143 amino acids)
Source: RefSeq, a predicted model, not a curated record